AUGAAUAAUUAACAAACAAUUUCAAAUAACUCCAAGUAAGAACAAUAGCCAGAAGAGGAAUCUUACGAUGAAGAAGAUGAUGAAGACUUAUAAGAGUACACUCAAUCGACUAAUCUAAAAUAAUUGUUCAAUAACUAAGAUUCCUUCAUGCAGCAAAUUAAUCUUCUGAAUGAAUAGGCCACUGCUAAAAUUAAGCAAUAAAAACACAAGGAGGCAUUGAAAUUACUGCAACAAUCCGAACAGAUGCUUGAAUUUGCAGCCAGCUGUGGUAGAGUAAUCGAUAGGAACUUAAUCAUUAUUAUCUUGUACAACCAAGCAUGUGCAUAUUAGUGUCAAUGGAUCCUUGAUAAAUGUUCUAAGUACCUGGAUGGAGUGAUCUACAAUAUGGAAAUUGGCAUCAAAGAAGAUGAGCAGGACUUGCAAACUCUCGCCAAUAUAGGCCUUUUUGGUUAAAGCCUAUUUACAAUAUACUGCAAUACUGAGUCAAUUAGGAAAUAAGCUUUGAUUAAUUCUCAAAAAGCAGCUCAAACUAUGAGAGAGCUAUUUAAGAUAGCCAAUUCUUUUUAUCAAUAGUGGCUGUAGGUCAAUGGUUCCCAAGAAACUGCUACAACCUCAUAAUCUAUAGUUUCAAUGAGAAAUGACUCAUCUCACAAUCUGGAUAAAAAGAAGAAGGGCUAAACUUAUCAACUCAAAGAUGAAAUUGAAUUUGGUAGACUUGUCAUUGACAGCGCCUCAGAUGUUCUGAAGGAUAUGAUUAAGCAAGAAGACUUAUCCUCUAUUCGAAUCGAUUAGAAAUAAUUACUCAGAGAAACAAAACGAUAACUGUACAAUUGGAGAAACAACCCAGAAAAUAAUGAAAAAUCAGUCAGAAAAGAAUUAAAGUUAGUCACUUAGAAUGAAGAAUAUCGAUCUUUGUUGGGUAUUCAAAACUUGGCUGAUUGGAUUAAGAACUUUAAUAUUGGGUCUAUUAUGCACAUGGCUCCUUAAAUUUACGAGGAUUUCACUUCAUUUGGGGAAAUGAUAUUUGAAUUGGCUAAAAGAUAACUAUUGGAAAAGGUCAUCUAUCUAUCAAUCUCGUAUUUCACUAUUGCAACUGAAUUGAGGUUUGUUGAAUUAGAAAAGGCUAAGCAACAUGGACUUAAGGAUGAUAAAAUAGACACUGAAGAAUUCAAACUCAGUGAACUAUACCAUCUUAAAUCAAUUGAAAUUGCAUGUAGACACAUCGCUUUUCAAUCACCAUACAUCUCUCAUUUAAUUACAAGCUAUCAUAAACAUUACAAUAUUAAUCUAGAUGUUAUCAGAGAAGAAUCAUUGUAAUCAAAUGCCUCUGAAAAAAUAAUAGAAGAGUAAGAGCAAUCGAAAGUUAAAGGCAAGAUGUUGCAAAUUUAAAUUAAUAGAGAACUUCCAAAUUCGAAAUUUGAAAAACAAGAUCAAUCUCCAAAACUCACUGGCAAUUUCAUUAAGUCCUUUCUUAAUUCUAGAUCCCCUCCCAAAUAGUCACAACAAUAAUCAGUCAAAAAUCUUAUUAGUGAUACAGUCAAAAUUCAGACCAAUCUCUUAGAAUAAAUGAUUAAUAAAAAAAGAGGUUCCGACUCCUCUCCCACCAAUUAGAGAAACCCAGCAAAAUAGUAGAACUAAGCUGAUUUUGAUUUCAGUGUCUAUUUAAAAAAACAAUCUAACCCUUGCAACACCAGUAAUCUAAAUACUGAUGCUACCUCAGACAUCAUCAACAGUGUCAUGACUUUUCAAUUAUAGCCAUACAAGAACAACACUAUCAAAUGCAAUCUAACUAAUAUGCUUAAACAACAAAGCCCAACCAAUAAUAACAACACAUAAUUGAAGUCCUUACUUUCAGAUGCCUGCAGAACUGAGAGAUAAGUAAUGACUGAAUAAUAGAACUCUUACACUCCCAUUAGUUAUAGAGUUAAUAAUAGAUCUCCUGAUUCAUCCUAUCUCAAUGCCUAAAAGUAGCGAUAGUAGCAAUUGCAUCAAAACAAAACACCACAAAAUAGACCAAGAACGAACACUGAACAACAAUAUCCAUAGCCAUCUUUUCCAUUAAAAUUAGAAACCAUUCAGUAGUUAUUAAAAAGCAAAGCAAUUAAUAAUCAGAAAAUCAAAUGA
Molecule: messenger RNA, 2124 nt
Organism: Paramecium tetraurelia
Lineage: Eukaryota; Ciliophora; Oligohymenophorea; Peniculida; Parameciidae
Exons: 8
Source: RefSeq, a predicted model, not a curated record